CAACGGCAAUUAGCAAUUGCCACGAAAUUUCUCUGAUAUAAUACCACCACCAACAAAUUGCUUCGUUAAUUUGCAGACUAAGUUCCGGAAGAUCGUGUUAUCCCUUCGAAGCUCGGGAUAAGAUUUCUUUCAUUAACAGAACAUCAUAUGGUUAUGUUAUGCACCAACGAGAUAAUAGGAUUGGACGCCAUACUUGCAUCAGGUUGUUGUUCAACGUGAAACCAUCGCAAUAAACGACAAUUACGUUAUGAAAACAACCAAAGAAGACGUGGACAUUUACCGUGAUACAGCUGUCAGAUAUCUGGGCUAUGCAAAUGAGGUUGGAGAGGCUUUCAGGCCUAUAGUUCCCAAGUCAGUUGUAUGGUUGAGUUACAUUGUAUCCAGUGGAUAUGUUGUUGCAGACACCAUCCACAAAGGUUUCAACGAAUACAAUAAGGAUGCUACUCCAUCAGGAACAAAAAAUGCUUUAUUUACUAUGUCAGACACCUUAUUGUGGCAGUCAUUCGCAUCUGUGAUACUUCCUGGCUUUACAAUUAACAGAAUCUGUGCUGCUGUUCAAUAUUUACAACAUAAAAGUAACAAUGUGGCCUUAAAAAAUAGGUGGAUCUCCACCAUUGUUGGUCUGACUUCUAUACCUUUCAUAAUACAUCCCAUUGACAAUAUGGUAGAAGAAGCAAUGAAUGUUACAUAUAGAAAGUGGAUAGGUUAUCACCCUAAAUUACCACCAACAGAGGACAGAUAAUUCUAGACAAUAAACUCUAGAUCUAAUAGGCUUUUCAAAAAAAAAAAUGAAAGUACUACCGCUUACGAUAUUAUAAAAAAAAAAAUAAUAGUACAAUUUAC
Molecule: messenger RNA, 843 nt
Organism: Colletes gigas
Lineage: Eukaryota; Metazoa; Arthropoda; Insecta; Hymenoptera; Colletidae
Product: mitochondrial fission process protein 1
Exons: 5
Coding region: 248-742 (164 amino acids)
Biological process (GO): mitochondrial fission
Cellular component (GO): mitochondrion
Source: RefSeq, a predicted model, not a curated record